CCACUGAAGCCAAGACACGUGAAAGUCCUGUCCACUAAAAUGGGUCUGAAAGUCACGUGGGACCCACCCAAAGAGGCUACCCAUAGAUCCGUGGACCAUUACAACAUAGCCUUUGGGAAGUCCCUGAAAAGCCUCCGAUACACCAAGGUGAAUGCAGAGAUACUCUCCUUCCUCAUUGAGGAUGUGGAGCCGGGGGUAGUGUACUUUGUGCUGGUUACUGCAGAGAACCACAGUGGAGUGAGCCGUCCUGUUUACAGAGCUGAGAGCUUGCCUGGAGGUGAAUGGAUCAAGACUGAUGGUUUUCCCAUUAAGGGUCCAGGACUGUUUAAUGAAACCGUCACAGAAAAGGAAGUACCUAACAAACCCUUGCGUGUACGAGUCCGACCCUCAGACGACCGGCUAUCUGUCACGUGGAAGGCACCACGUCUGUCUGGAGCCAAGAGUCCACGGAGAUCAAGGGGUUUUCUUCUGGGCUUUGGGGAAAAUGGUCGGAAGAUGAAGUAUGUUCCAUUGUCAAGAGAUGAGAGAACACAUGAAAUUCAGAAGCUUGCUUCCGAGUCAGUGUAUGUGGUCUCACUCCAGUCCCUGAACUCGCAGGGUGAGAGCCAGCCAGUCUAUCGUGCUGCACUGACCAAGCGUAAGAUCUCAGAGGAGGAUGAGCUGGAUGUCCCCGAAGACAUCACUGUGCGGGUGAUGUCCUCACAGUCUGUGCUGGUAGCCUGGGUGGAUCCUCUUCUAGAAAAGCAGAAGAAAGCUGUUGCCUCAAGACAGUACACUGUGCGCUACCGAGAGAAGGGUGAGCUGGCCCGCUGGGACUACAAACAAGUCUCCAACAGACGUGUGCUGGUAGAGCACCUGAUUCCAGACACCAUGUACGAGUUUGCAGUUCGCAUUUCUCAGGGCGAGAGAGAUGGAAAGUGGAGCACCUCCGUCUUCCAGAGGACCCCAGAGUCUGCUCCUACCACUGCUCCUGGAAAUCUUAACGUCUGGCCAGUCAAUGGCAAAUCCACCGCUGUCACUGUGUCAUGGGAUGCACUGCCUGAAACUGAAGGGAAAGUGAAAGAAUACAUUCUCUCUUACGCCCCGGCUCUCAAACCCUUUGGAGCAAAGUCCCUCACCUUCUCCGGAGAGACUACUUCUGCCCUAGUGGAUGGCCUGCAGCCUGGGGAGCGCUAUCUGUUCAAAAUCCGAGCAGCAAACAGGAGAGGACAGGGGCCUCACUCUAAAGCCUUCAUUGUCGCUCUGCCAACAACAAGACCCAUUGAGCCCGAUGCUCCACCAAAAGCCGAUGCGGACAAUGACUGGAAGCCUGAAAAACCUGAAAACCAAGGCAGAAACAUCAAGAAUCCACUUCUUGAUUUGAAGAACAAAAUCUUGGCAAAUGGUGGAUUGUCCAGGAAGCCCCCACUGCACCCUAAGUUGGAACUUCAAUCGACAGAAGUCUCUGAGGAGGAGAAGGUGCUGGAGACUCCAGAGGACCCUACCACAGUGCCUGUAGCAGGCAGAGACCAGAGGCCACCACCCAGGCCUGUUCCUGGCAGGACUCCUUUGAGAGGCCGAGCCCCAGGGAUGCCUAAACGAGGCUCCUCACUGGCUCCUCGCCCAGCCUCCUCUGUCCCCCGUGGCUCUGCUGAGGACAGAGUCCGCCACCCUUCGGGGGAACCCUCCACCAAUUCGCCCUCACUCUCUGCUGGCAACGAUUUUUUGGACCCCGAGGAGGAAGUACUGGCUGCCAGUCCCCCACAGCUGUCCCCCUCGCGGCCAGCCUGGGACUCCAGCACUCUGCAGGACAGAAACUCUGCACACCGUGUCCCCAGACCAGUCUCGCCUGCCCGGAGGAUGCCCCACUCUGGGGGGCAUAGGAUAGACAAAGCCAGCACCUUCACCCCAACCUCGAGGGGCUCGGCCCAGUCCUCUCUGCCUUCCUCCUCCUCAGGGUCUUCUAGACUGUCCCCAAGGACACAAGUAUCUCAAGAUGAUGCUGAGGAAGAAGAGGAACAGUAUGUAGAAGGCAGAGGGUGGCAAGACCGGGCAGAGUCCCCCAUGACCGGUCACCUCAGUUUGCUUCGACACAGGCCCCUUGUGACCCCAAGAAGACACCCAGGCAGGUUUGGCAAUGGCCGAGGUCUUCGGCUCCAGCCGUCUAGCUCCCCGCCAUCCCCAAUGUCCCCCCAAGGUCCGUCCAGGGGGGCCACUCACCCCGCCUCUGUUUCUGACCCCUUACGUGGCUCAGGGAUCCGGGGAUACCGGGAAGAAGAUGAAAAGCCACUGAUUAGCACAGUGCUCAGCGACCACCAGUCUUCUGCCUCCAGGCAGCCAGCUGCCCAGGGCCUGGACUCACUCAGAAGGAGCCCCCCUCGAGGGGCGAGCCUUCCGAAGCAGAAAGCCCCUGCUAAGAUCCCCCAAUCUGCCAGUUCUUGGGCUCAGGGCCAGUCUGUGGAUGCCAAUAACAGAGACACAGAACAGAGCACAGAAGAGCGUGGGGAGGAAGGAGUCCCCAAAACACACCCAUCCCCUAGAUCCCGUCACCAGACUGGGUCCAGUGUGCCCAAAAGGACAGCAGCUGGGGAGGGCCUGGGACGUGCAGGUCAGCUUUCUGCAGGCCAGGCAGGCAGACGGCCACAAUCACAGGCCACACACCCCUCCACGCAGCAUACGGCUGCCUCCUUCUCUGACCUCUACCCCUCACGGGGCAGCCACCCGGCCAGCUCCCGAGGAGUGCUCCCCACUACCUCCCAGAAUCAGAAUAGGGAUCCCCAGAACAGAGCUAGCGGCAGCCAGGAAGACAGCUUGGAAGUAGAGACUCAGGGGUCACGGACCAAGGACACCACACCAAUGCUACCCAAACAGCGCCAGGUGGAGUCUGGUGGCAGUCACCUCCGUAGGCCCGUGAGCUCCUCUCUGAGGCCCAGGGGUCCUGGGAGAGGGGGGCCCCUGGCCAGGGGGCAGGACAGUGCACCUAAAAGGGAGCAUCAGUUCUCCAAAUCCUUGCAGUCGGUCUCAGAAGAGGAGGAGGAGGAAACACGCCUCCUCCCCCAAGGGAAGGACGAGGACCCCGUGUCUUCCUCCGUGUACAAGCUGCCAUCCCCGUCCAAUCCCAGGGGCAGCAGAGUUUCUCAGGGACACCCAGUCCAGGAGCAGCCAGAGGGACGGGAACGUGGACCCGAACCAGCGUCUCCCAGGGCAGGCUUCUCCACAAGGGAACAGCAGGCCAGCGCCUCCAGGGCCUCCCAGCUUCCUUCGAGACACCCUGCGCGCAGCCCAGCCACACCCAGCCCUGUGGUGGGCACCUCAGCCCGGCCAUGGUCCACCACCCGUGCUCCCCCAGCCUACACCUCCACCACCCCGAUGCUGUCACUGCGCCAGCGCAUGAUGCAUGCAAGGUUCCGGAACCCGUUGUCCCGUGCGCCCGUGAGGUCCCCUCUCCGACAAGGUUAUAAUGGCAGUCCCAAUGUAGAAGCGCAACUUCUUUCUGGUAGUAACGGAAAACCAAGUGGACAAAGAAUUAUCAACGGCCCUCAAGGAACAAAGUGGGUGGUGGAUCUUGACCGUGGCUUGGUUCUGAAUGCAGAAGGACGGUACCUCCAAGACUCACAUGGAAAUCCUCUUCGAGUGAAGUUAGGAGGAGAUGGACAAACCAUUGUGGAUCUCGAAGGGACUCCUGUGAUAAGCCCUGAGGGCCUGCCCCUGUUUGGGCAAGGGCGGCAUGGACAACCACUGGCCAGUGCCCAGGACAGACCUAUUUUGAGUCUUGGAGGAAAACCACUGGUGGGCUUGGAGGUGGCCAAAACCACUACCCGUGUGCCCACCACUACCACCACUACUACUACCACCCGUCGGCCUAUGACCACAACCACACGUAGGCCUAUGAUUACUACCACCCGACGGCCCCCAACCACUACCACCCGCCGCAUGACCGUUGCACGCCGCAGGACAACCAUUCAAACAACUACACAGACCACCACCACCACCCCUGAGCCAACGACCCCCAUCCCCACCUGUCCCUCCGGGACUGUGGAACAGCACGACCAAUAUGGCAAUGUUAUCCUGGGCUCCAGUGGAUUCCCCGAGUGUGUCCCUGAAGAAGAUGAUUUCUCAGGGUUAGAGACUGACACAGCAGGACCCACUGAAGAAGAUUAUGUUGUCUACGAUGAAGAUUAUGAAGUUGAGACAUCAAGGAGGCCACCAGCCACUCCCAAAGCCUCCACUACCACUGUUCUUCCCAACAUCAUCUCUCCAGAAGGCUCCAUUAGUUCUUUUCCUGAAGAAGAAUUGGAUCUGGCUGGAAAAAAGAGAUUUGUUGCUCCUUAUGUGACCUACCUAAGUAAAGAUCCAUCAAUGCCAUGUUCUCUGACUGAUGCUCUGGAUCAUUUCCAAGUGGAAAGCCUGGAUGAAAUCAUUCCAAAUGAUCUAACGAAGACUGAUCAGCCUCCUCAACAUGCCCCCCGAAACAUCACUGUGGUUGCCAUGGAGGGCUGCCACUCAUUUGUUAUUGUGGACUGGAACAAGGCCAUCCCAGGGGAUGUGGUAACAGGCUACUUGGUGUACAGUGCAUCCUAUGAAGACUUCAUCAGGAACAAGUGGUCCACUCAGGCCUCCUCAGUCACCCACCUGCCCAUUGAGAACCUGAAGCCUAACACCAGGUAUUAUUUUAAAGUUCAAGCCAAAAAUCCUCAUGGGUAUGGCCCCAUCAGCUCCUCAGUCUCUUUUGUUACUGAAUCAGACAAUCCUCUGCUUGUUGUGAGACCACCAGGAGGUGAGCCCAUCUGGAUUCCGUUUGCUUUCAAACAUGAUUCCAGUUCCACGGAGUGCCAUGGGCGCCAGUACGUGAAGAGGACGUGGUACAGGAAGUUCGUGGGCGUCAUGCUUUGUAAUUCUCUACGGUAUAAAAUCUACCUCAGUGACAACCUGAAAGAUACAUUCUACAGUAUUGGGGACAGCUGGGGAAGAGGAGAAGACCAUUGCCAGUUUGUGGACUCACAUCUUGAUGGACGAACAGGGCCUCAGUCUUACAUAGAAGCCCUCCCAGCCAUCCCAGGCUACUACCGUCAGUAUCGCCAGGAGCCAGUCAGCUUUGGAAACAUUGGAUUUGGCACCCCUUACUACUAUGUGGGCUGGUACGAGUGUGGGGUUUCCAUCCCUGGCAAAUGAAUGGUAACCCCAGCUGGUCACACCGGAAGCUCAUCCUGUCUGGAUCCUUGUUCUCACCUGCCUUUGGGGCUGUGAACUGGACCACAAAGACGAGUCCAGACCUUCAUGGACCCAGGGGUCUGCCUCAUGCUGGACACUGGACAUGUCAGACACCUUCUGUCUGAAAUUCAGUCUUCCUGCUUGGACACCAUGGGGACCCAGUGUUCCCUUUGCUUGUCCACAUUUGGCUUGGGAUAGCUCAUCCUGGAG
This is a messenger RNA of Suncus etruscus (white-toothed pygmy shrew), 5400 nucleotides long. It is a transcript of the gene FNDC1, whose product is annotated as fibronectin type III domain containing 1. Bases 40 to 5151 code for a protein of 1703 amino acids. The transcript is spliced from 23 exons. The record is from RefSeq and is a predicted model, not a curated record. Gene Ontology annotation, molecular function: protein binding. Lineage: Eukaryota; Metazoa; Chordata; Mammalia; Eulipotyphla; Soricidae.